AUGAAUAUAAAAAUCAAGGGAAGAGGAGCUGUUACCUGUUUGUUUUUUCGGUUAAAUAUCAGUAAUAACAAUGGAUUUAUGUUUCAAAAAAGAUAUAUGGUAAAUGUUAGUUCACUAGAUAAUACAAGCAGAAAUAACAUAGAAACGGAUAUUUUUAAGUUUGAAGAUAAUGUUUCACCUAAGUUAUUUGCUCUUCAUGCUCGGUUGAAACUGGGAUUGCAGUUUUCCAAGUCUACUCUUGUUAGAGCAUUUGUUGAUUCUCAAAUUACAUCUGGAAUAAAAUUUGCACCGAACAAUGAGAGUCUUUCUGUUCUUGGGACGAGUAUUAUGAAGUAUUAUGUAUUGGAGUAUUUAAUAGCACGUUGGCCUCGUUUACCAUACAAUAUUCUUAAGGCAGCCAUGUGGGGAUAUUGUGGAUUUAAAGCUUUAGCAAGAAUUGGUAGAGAAUGGGGUAUUGAAAUGAGUGAUAAGGAGAUUAGAAUAAUGCAUGAGUCAUCGGAAAGUGAGCUUCAUCAUAUUGUUUUUGAGAUUUUGUCAGAAGCGAAGAACGGGAUGCUUGUAUUUAAAAGAACAGGAUGGACACCGGAUCAUAGUCCGUUUUCAAGAGAUCACAUUGAUGAAGUUGCUGUUUCCAGAGUGGUGAAAUCAAUUAUUGGGGGUGUUUAUCUGCAUUGUGGCCUUGAAAAUGCUAGAGUUUUUGUUAAUGAUCAUAUAAUUUCAAGAUACCUUUCUAUUGCUUCUUUGUUUUCAUUUGAUCAACCUACUCGAGAAUUAUCUAUGCUUUGUUCUCGUCAAAAGUUAAAACCACCUGUAUCACGGUUAAUUGCAGAGACUGGCCGAUGUAGUAGUUCACCUUUAUUCGUAGUAGGUGUAUAUUCUGGACAUGAAAAAUUGGGAGAAGGACAUGGAUCUAGUUUAAAAGAGGCUAAACAUAUUGCAUCAGUUAAUGCUCUUAAAGCAUGGUAUUUAUAUGAGUCAAAAGAGUUUGAUCGUCCUAGCAAAACUCUUGAGAACAGUAAAGAAAUAUAUACUCCUGUAUACAUAGAUUGCGGAGAGGUUGUAGUAUGA
Messenger RNA from Pneumocystis jirovecii RU7, 1068 nucleotides. RefSeq names its product mitochondrial 54S ribosomal protein YmL3. Gene Ontology annotation, biological process: primary miRNA processing; regulation of gene expression; rRNA processing. Gene Ontology annotation, cellular component: nucleus. The transcript is spliced from 4 exons. The coding region runs from base 1 to 1068 and encodes 355 amino acids. The record is from RefSeq and is a predicted model, not a curated record. Gene Ontology annotation, molecular function: double-stranded RNA binding; ribonuclease III activity. NCBI's taxonomy places the organism in Eukaryota, Fungi, Ascomycota, Pneumocystomycetes, Pneumocystales, Pneumocystaceae.